Messenger RNA from Culicoides brevitarsis, 1114 nucleotides. Its product is annotated as farnesol dehydrogenase-like. The transcript is spliced from 7 exons. The coding region runs from base 78 to 845 and encodes 255 amino acids. NCBI's taxonomy places the organism in Eukaryota, Metazoa, Arthropoda, Insecta, Diptera, Ceratopogonidae. Gene Ontology annotation, molecular function: oxidoreductase activity. The record is from RefSeq and is a predicted model, not a curated record.
AUUGAAACAUUUAAAUAUUAAGAAGAAACUGUACAAAUAAUAAAACAGCAUUAUUAAUUGAUUUUUUUUUUUUCAAAAUGGAAAAAUGGGCUGGAAAAGUGGCAGUAGUGACAGGAGCCAGUGGUGGUAUCGGUGCAGGCAUUUGUAAGGAACUGGUUCGAGCAGGAAUGAUAGUAUGUGGUUUUUCUCGGCGAGUAGAUCAAGUAGAGGCUUUGAGAGCAGAAUUAACAGAUGCCAGUGGUCAGUUAAACGCUGUCGAGUGCGACCUUAGAUCUGAACAAUCUGUAAUGUAUGCAUAUAAUUGGAUCAUUAACACAUACGGAGGAGUAGACUUACUCAUCAACAAUGCAGGUGUAUUAACAAAGCAAUUACUCUUAGACAGUAACAACACCAAAGAACUUAGCAAAAUAUUCGAGACAAGUUUGAUAGGCAUCUGUCUUUGUACAAAGUUUGCCUUAAAAUCAAUGACAAGUAGAAAUGUUGAAGGCUAUGUGGUGAAUAUAAAUAGUAUAUUCGGGCAUACUUUAAAUGUAUCCGUCCCUGGUCUAAAACCACUAAAUGGAUCUUUUGCAGUGGCAAAAUUUGGCGUAUUUGCACUUUCAGAAUAUUUAAAGCAAGAACUCCGUUAUUUAAAUUUAAAUAUAAAACUUUCUUCGAUAAGUCCUGGUUUAACCGAAACCGAUUUUCUUGCACAACCUAGUGAGUUCAGCGGUAAUAAAAUUGUAGAGUAUAUGCCAAAAUUAAAGCCCAAAGAUGUAGCAGAUGCUUUAAUGUAUAUCAUUACACGACCAAAACAUUUACAGAUUGAUGAUAUAACUAUCAAACCAAUGGGCGAGUUCAUAUGAUUGGUUUCUCUAAACACAUUUUAUAUCAAUAAUGUAAUUGCGGUUACACGUCGAGUUUUCUUGUACAAAUUUUAUUUAAGUAAAUAUUACAAUGUAUGUAUGUAUAUGAAAAAAAAUUCUUAAACAUUUUCUUUCUUUUCUAUAUAUUGUCAAUAAUGUAAAUUCAAUUUUCAUAUCUCUUCUCUUAAUUAAAUUGUAGUAUACUUCCGUUGUAAUUCUUAUAAGAGCCUUAUUAAAACGGAUGAUAGUACUGUUAUUUACUUUUGUAG